AUGGCACUCCUUCCAGGAAUCUGUCUGUUGGUGUUGGUCAUCGUGGUGCCAGGGGAGUCUCAGAACGUCGUCACGUUGCAGGGGGAUGUCCUCAUUGGAGGGUUGUUCUCUAUCCAGACAAGUGAAGACGGCCAGUGUACUGGCAUCAACCGUGUGUCUGUUCAAGUUCACGAAGCCGUUCGGUGGACCCUCCAGCAACUUAAUCGCCAGAACUUCAUCCCCGAGGUCACGCUAGUAAAACCAACUGACCACCAGAAAUACACCCAGUCGUCUCAGGCGUCCAAAACUUGUCGUCACCCGAUUAACCACAUAUUUCCAGGUGUUCUUGGACCAGAAAGCACAUCAGAAACUCAACCAGUGUCACGUCUGCUUAGCUCACUUCCGGUAGAUGAUCGUCUGCUACAGAUCAGCUACUCCGCCACAGCCACCAGUCUCACAGAUAAAACUGUCUACAAAAAUCUGUACCGUGUCAUAGCGGCAGACAAUGUCCAAGUCGAGGUCAUGCUGCAACUGAUGAAACAGUUGAAAUGGAAUUACGUUGCCAUUGGCUACGAGAAUAAUUCCUAUAGCAUUGAAGGUGCAACAGCUUUGAAAGAAGAAUCUGAAAGUCGGGAAAUCUGCAUUCCACUGUUUGAAAUGAUCACCACUACAAACAGUAUUGCUUCACUGCGAGAAAAGCUAGACAUUAAGUCAAGCCCAGUUUCAGGAAUGGUGUUCAUCGGGCAAAGGCACACACUCACUCGAGUCUUGGAAUACCUUGAUGAACAUCUACGCAUUGGUCAGUUCCAGUUGAUUGUUUCUGAGGCGUUAGGGCUGGAACCAUCCUAUCUACGGAAUGGUCAGAACAACGUGUUUGAUAGAGCAAAGGGACUUCUAGUACCGACACCUAUGUACAGACCAAUUCCGGAGUUCACUUCCCACUGGAACUCUCUGUUUGAAAAUGCAACAAUAUUUCUCGAAGAAGCACAGACAAAUCGUUGGUUAGCCCUUUACUUCCAGUCUUUGACUGGUUGUGAUCUACUUCCAGGAACAGACAUUGCCAAGUGCUGGAGAGACUCGUCCAAGAGCUAUAAAAUCACACAACAACCUCUCUUCAUUUCCUAUGCAGUUCUUCUGGCCACUGGUGUGGUGGCACAGUCCUUAAAGAACGUCAUCAGUCGGACAUGUGGUGCAGGGAUUGCAAUAUGCAAUGCCAUGAGAGACGUAUCACAGGAAACAUUAAUUGCAGAAAUCGAAAAGCUCAGAUUAGAACCCUCAGAUCUGAUGGCUAGUUUAUUCCCGGGGACAGGAAAUAUUUCCUUCAUCAAAGGCGAGAUACACCUACAGGCUGAGAAGAGCUUGUACGAAAUUUAUAACUACAAGAGGAAUGAUACAGAAUUUAACUUUCAUAAGGUUGGCUCUUAUAAUGGAUCCCUACAGUUGUCCAUUGAUCAAAUCCAGUCCUUUGACAAAUCUGGCAAUAAAGUUGACCCGGUUCCUGGUAAUUGUCAGAAGGGUCACAUCUGUUCAGAAUGUGUUAAAGAACCCUCAGAGGAGAUCAUACACAUUAAAGGCGACCAUUAUGUUGUUGCUCUUGUUCCCAUUCACAACAAACAAACCGGUAGUGGAGACUCCCAAAACGUCUUUAAGUGUGGUCCCCUGAGGUCAGCGAUAAGCGUAGACAUUGCAGAGGCAUUGGUAUUUGCUGUAAAAGAUGUGAACAGUAAAACUGGAGAAUUUGCAUCUGUUACUGGGAACACAUCCAUAGGGUUGGUUGUGUUGGACACUUGCAAUAACCCUUUGAUAAUUCGUGAUAAAAUUGUCAAGUUGCAUACAGGGAAAGUUCAUCUUGGAGGAGGGGUCUUUAGUUCAGCGAUUACUGACAAAGUAAUUGGCUAUAUAGGGCCAUUAGCAAGUUCCAUCAGCAUUCCACUGGCAUCUACAAUGAAACAGCUGGACCAAUUAUUUAUAGCCUAUGGAUCCACUAGCUCCAAGUUAAAAGACAGGAAAACAUACCCAACUUUCAUGAGAACAGCAUCCUUACUUGAUGACCAAGUGCAACCAAUGAUGAAGGUAGCCAAGAAGGUCGGAGCCAGCUACAUCCAAGUGUUGUACACUGAUGAGGCAUAUGGCCAGUCUGGUCGGGAUUCUGUCCUCGAAGGGGCCAAGAAGGCAGGGGUUUGUGUUGCCCAAAGCGUACCAGUAAAAGAAGACAUUGAUCCAAAAGAAUAUGUGGGCAUCGUGUAUAAACUGAGACAGUUUAGGGCAGCCAAAAUGGUGAUUGUAUUCUCUCGAUCACACACUACACCAGCUCUGAUGAAAGCUCUCAGUGAAGAGAUUGAACUGGGAGAAUUUAUUUUCUUUGGAUCUGGAGAGGGCUGGGCAAGACGGACUAGCGUCAUAAAAGGCAACUACAACCUCAAAGGAAGCUUCACCAUGGCUCAGGAUCUUCCAGUUGACCCAAACUUUGAGCAGUAUUUUCGCAACAUCAGCAGUUCUUCUGAUGAAAACCCAUGGCUCAGACCGUUUUUGGAGAAAAGUGCCAACUGUUUCUUCCCAGACAGUUUUCUGAAAAAGGACAAACAGGAAUGUACUGCCUCACUACUCUCAAGUCACCAUCAGAUUGACACGUGGGUCCCAUUCGCUACCACUGCCCUGUAUGCCUUGGUUCGAGGUUUCAGAAGCACCCUACAACAUGUCUGUCGGGGGGCUGCCACAAAGUGUCGAGGAUACUCAACCACUGAGCUGAUCCGCUACACCAAAGAUGUUGAGCUGGACGUCUUCAGGGACGGCAAACAACGUCGGGUAUUCAAUGAGGGCGGCAAUGGAGCAAGUGGAUUUAGGAUCUCUCAGAUAGUUCCAAAAAGUGGAUCUGAUGAUCUAGAAUACAAAGACGCUGGUCUGGCUGCUGGGGACAUCUUCAGUUUCAGCAUGGAUGAAGAGGACAUGAAACUUACUUACACUUCGGAAUGCCCAAGUCAAUAUGAGUGUGACAGGUGUCGUUUUGAAACCGAGGAUGUGUCUAGCAAAUUCACUGUUGAAGUCAUAGCGGCGUUAGCAGGAGAAGGAGUGGUCACCCUUGGUCUAUUUGUGGCGGUCAUUAUCAUGUGUAGGAAGCACAACCGCCAGAAAGGGUCAGCCAAAAUUGAGGAUACCCGAAGACCAGAAUCAGCAUAUGAUUCCAUUGAUGUCCUCUCCGCCUCAGAGGAAAGAGGUCAGUUGAGUCAGUGA
Haliotis rubra (blacklip abalone) is the source of this 3210-nucleotide messenger RNA. RefSeq lists its product as uncharacterized. NCBI's taxonomy places the organism in Eukaryota, Metazoa, Mollusca, Gastropoda, Lepetellida, Haliotidae. Gene Ontology annotation, molecular function: adenylate cyclase inhibiting G protein-coupled glutamate receptor activity. Gene Ontology annotation, biological process: G protein-coupled receptor signaling pathway. The transcript is spliced from 9 exons. The record is from RefSeq and is a predicted model, not a curated record. The coding region runs from base 1 to 3210 and encodes 1069 amino acids. Gene Ontology annotation, cellular component: membrane.